AUGGCCAUGAACCACACGUUCCCCAAUCGAGGAAGUAGCAUUCCGUAUACUUUCAAUCCGGGAAGCAAUGCGACAAUCGAUAUAGGCAGCGUACCUGAAGCGGGUAGUACCACGAAGGAUAGGUUGGUCGUCGGUGUCGACUUUGGAACCACCUACAGCGGUGUGGCUGCCGUCUAUAGUGCGACCCCUGACGACAUUGACAUCAUCAAGACGUGGCCUGGCGGGAACGGUAUCACGUCCGACAAAGUUCCCACCGAAAUCGGUUACAGCGAACCAUCCCCUCGUAACGGCUCGGUCUCCUCGCUCGAUGCGCCCGCGAAAGCUGCGCAGAACAUAAAAUGGGGGUUCCAAUUCAAGCCCGAGGAGACGCGUCUCCGGUGUAUAAAGCUGUUCCUCGACAGGAAUCAGAAGCUACCGCAUUUCGUAUCACCGCUUGAAACCGCUGCGCAAUUGCGCAAGUUCGAGAAGACGGUCAUGGAGGCGGUCUCGGACUAUCUGUCGCAGAUAUACAAACAUACAAUGGAGACUUUGACAAAGAGAUACGGAGAGACAUUCAUCAGCUUGACCAAAGUUGAGUUCGUCUUGACAGUCCCUGCUGUGUGGUCAGACUCGGCGAAGGAUGCGACGUUGAAGGCUGCGGAGAAAGCUGGCAUGGGCAACAGGCACGAGCUGAAGCUUAUAUCAGAACCGGAGGCGGCGGCGGUAUACACUCUCAAGGCGAUACAACCGAAUCAUCUGAAGAUCGGCGACAACUUUGUUGUUUGUGAUGCUGGUGGCGGUACUGUCGACUUGAUCGCAUACAAGAUCACCCAAUUGCACCCUCUCCGCGUCGAGGAAUCAGCAGUUGGGACUGGCGGUCUCUGUGGCUCAACGUUCAUCAACUAUCGCUUCGAGGAACAUGUGAAGCAGCGCAUUGGUGCAGAACGCUAUAAUUGGAUGCGCGAGAAGAAGAUGAAGACCUGGAACAUGGGGUUGAAGUACUUUGAGGAGUUCGUCAAGCGCAACUUCAAUGAGGAGGAACACAAUGAGGUCAACAUACCCUUCCCAGGUUUACCGGACGACGAGGAAGCGGGGCUUGACUCUGGGUUCCUUGUCAUGAGCGCGGAGCAAGUCAAGGAACUAUUCGAUCCGGUAGUCCAAGAAGUCAUAGAUCUGGUAGAAGGUCAAGUCCACAGCAUAAGAGCAAAGGGAGGUCUGGUGUGCGGUAUCGUCCUGGUGGGAGGCUUCGGGCAGAGCAAUUACCUCUACGGUCGAAUGAAGUCCCACUUCAAUAGCGCACCUCCACCUCCGUAUACCGAAAGACCAACGCACGCUGUCGCAUUGAAUGCCUCACAGGCAGUCGAGAUAUACCACCCCAUACAUGCGUGGACAGCAGUGGUGCGAGGCGCAGUACUCCGCGGGCUAGAAGGCAAUAUGGUCAUCAGCAGAAGAAGUCGAUGGCACUACGGCACCAGCUACGCGACAGUCUUCGACGAGGCGAAGCAUCCCAUAUCCGACCGAUAUUGGAGUCCACUCUGGGAACGAUGGAUGGUGUCCGACCGGAUGCAAUGGCACAUCGCAAAGGGCGCACAAGUCUCCGAAAACAGACCUAUAUCAUUCCACUACACGCGCAACUUCCGGCCGGGCCAAUCCCUAAUUGUAGAAGAUGACCUCAUAGCCUGUGACGCGGACACAGCGCCCGACUCCUUUAAGAAGGGUCUUAUCAAUGUCUGCACACUGACCACGGACUUGAACACUGUGCCGAAGAGUCUGUUUACGCGGUUGACGACGACGAAGGGAGUGGAGUUUGACAAUCUGGAUUUUACGCUGGAUAUGCGGUGUGAGAGUGCGGGGUUGGUGUUCGAGCUGAAGGUUGAUGGUGUGAGAUAUGGGGGUGUUAGUGCGAAGUUUCAUUGA
Molecule: messenger RNA, 1896 nt
Organism: Alternaria novae-zelandiae
Lineage: Eukaryota; Fungi; Ascomycota; Dothideomycetes; Pleosporales; Pleosporaceae
Exons: 4
Coding region: 1-1896 (631 amino acids)
Molecular function (GO): ATP-dependent protein folding chaperone; ATP binding
Source: RefSeq, a predicted model, not a curated record